Antechinus flavipes (yellow-footed antechinus) is the source of this 824-nucleotide messenger RNA. RefSeq names its product membrane integral NOTCH2 associated receptor 2 (gene MINAR2). The coding region runs from base 1 to 582 and encodes 193 amino acids. The transcript has 3 exons. NCBI's taxonomy places the organism in Eukaryota, Metazoa, Chordata, Mammalia, Dasyuromorphia, Dasyuridae. The record is from RefSeq and is a predicted model, not a curated record.
AUGGAUCUUUCAGUUUUGCCAAAUAACAAUCACCCUGACAAAUUCCUGCAACUUGAAGUGAAAUCUUUGGUAAAGAACUCUUCACUUCCUCAAACUAAUUUCCCAAUAUUACCAGGUGGCAAUUAUCCAGCUGUGCAGCACUGGGAUAAUCUGGUCUACUCACAGAGAGAAAAGCGAAAUGUUGCUGAGCAGCUUGGCGGUAAAUCAAGUAUGAAAGACCCAAUGAUUAUCAAUUGUAUUCUGGGUGGACAGAGUACUUCUACUUUCAAACUGAAGAAUAAUCCUUUAUAUGGGGACAUAAGGCUAGAAGAAGUCAUAGAAGAAAGAAAACAGAGCCCUUCUUGGACUGUCCAAGACUAUGAUAAGAAUUCUUUGCAAUGUAACCUCUCUGGCUAUUUGAAGGAAAACCCUAAUGAUCUACGGUUUUGGUUGGGGGACACAUACACACCUGGAUAUGAUGCCUUGUUGAAAAAGAAAGAGCGACAAUGGAAGCAAUCUAAAUAUUGUCGAAUAAGCCUGAUUGUGUUGGUUACUGCCUGUAUUUUGGUUUCUAUAAUUACUGUUUGCAAUCUCCUUAUCUGAGCAAUCUGCCAUAGCAAAACUGAGCAUGGAGAAGUUCUCUUUCAAUAAAAAUUUGCAUAAGUAUGUAUUCCUAUUUUAAUCCUGUGUCAAUGCUGCACCUUGACAUGAAGGUAAACAUGAGUUCUUUUUUUUAAUAAUAACUUUUUUUAAUUUUCAAAACAUAUGCAUAGUUUUCAACAUUUAUCCCUGCAAAACCUUGUGUUCUAAUUUUUUCUUCCUCCUUUCUCCCACCCCUCCUCCAG